Molecule: messenger RNA, 1134 nt
Organism: Cyphellophora attinorum
Lineage: Eukaryota; Fungi; Ascomycota; Eurotiomycetes; Chaetothyriales; Cyphellophoraceae
Product: Demethylsterigmatocystin 6-O-methyltransferase
Exons: 5
Coding region: 1-1134 (377 amino acids)
Molecular function (GO): O-methyltransferase activity
Source: RefSeq, a predicted model, not a curated record
AUGGCAAGCUAUGGUGCAGCCGUAGCGACACUGAGCAGCCUGGUUGAACUCCAAAAUGAUCUCAGCAACGAGGAUACCCACGCACGUCUACGUGCCUUGGAACUUUGCAGCAAACUUCAGGCUGAACUCGAGCUCCCCGGAGAGAAGCUCAUGAGGACCCAGUGGGCAGAACCUCUACACAUUUCGGCACUUAACGCAGCUCACGACCUCCAUAUCUAUUCUAUCCUAGCAGAAAACGACAAUGCCCCCAAAUCGGUGUCACAGAUCACAGAAACGACAAAAGCCGAGCCAUUCUUAAUCAGGCGAAUUCUGCGCCAAUUAGCGGCUUUUCGCAGCAUUACAGAGACAAGCGUCGACACCUUUGCCAAUAACAAGUUCUCCCAAUUCCUCCUAGAGGAUUCCGCAGCGUCCACACUCAAGUUCACGCGAUGGUUUGCACCAGUUAUUGCCCAGGCACCAGACUUCUUGGCACAUUAUGAGUGGAAGUCGCCAGCUGAUCCUCAGAAAGCUGCUUUCGCAUGGACACUCGGCCUUGGUGACUUGAACUGGUUUGAACACCUGUCACAAGACCCAGUGAAUGGUGCUUUGUUUGGAAGGAUGAUGCGAGCACAGAGUGAAGGCAAGCCUACCUGGAGCGAUGGGCUCUACCCGGUCAAGCAGCUCCACAGCGAUGGCAAUGCCCUGAUCGUCGACAUUGGAGGCGGCAAUGGGCACGACUUGGAAUCUGCCUAUGUCAUCGACCAUGUCAACUUGGAUGGUAUUGAUAAAAUGGCCUACGACUAUUACACUGAGCAACCUGUGAAAGGUGCUCAAGUCUAUUUCAUGCAUCAGAUUAUGCAUGAUCACGAUAACGCGCAAUGUCUCAAGAUUCUUCGAGCUGUAGUGCCAGCGAUGAAGCCGGGCUACAGCAAGUUGCUCAUUAAUGAUCUGGUUCUGCCGGAUCAGGAUGCCCAUUGGUACCCUUCCACAAUGGACCUGCUCAUGAUGUUGACAAUGUGUGGCCGUGAGCGGACCACGCAACAGUGGUUUGACCUGAUCAAUGAGGUUGGGGGCGGACUGCGCAUCGAGAAGAUCUGGACUCCAACAGCUACGACGGGGAUGGCUGACAGUCUGAUUGAGUGCGUCGUGGAUUGA